UCUUAGCAACUGUAUUGUAAACUAUCAACAUCGAUGUGAUGUUGUUUUCUAUGCUGCUGCCAAUAAUGUGUCUGGUGCGAUUCGAUUUGCUUUAUUUAAGUGCUGUUUAAGUUCAGAGGAGUAUGUCUGCAGAGGUGGCCAUACAGCCCCUAGAGGAUGUUAGCCCCCAAAUGAUGUGCUCCAGUCCCCAACCCAGUCCACAGCCCCAGGCCAAAGUGCUCAGGGAGGACCUCCUAAAGAUCCUGGACCCUUCACGGAAGAAGCUGUCAUCAUUGGAGACGCAGCGCAUCGCAGGGGUGCUGGAAGACUGCAUCGCCAGGGUGGAGACGGUAGCCUUGCUGCCGGCUGUGCUGGCCCUCCUGGGAGGGCUGUCUGUGGGGUUGGAGUUGGAGGGGGCCUUACAGGAGCACCAGCACCUUGGAGAGAGGCUGGUGGGCCUGGGGCAGAAGCUGGUUGAGGGGGAGGCAGGGGAGAGAGCGAGAGCAGAGUUAGAAAGGGCCAUCCCCAGCUCACUGAGGAACGUGCUCAGACUGCUGAGAGCUCAUCCAGCCGCAACCCGUACCCUGAGUAGUGAGGCAGAGGGAGGGGGGCAGGGGGUGAGUGAAGGGGUGCGAGGGCUGGUAGGGGGGCUGCAGGAGUUGCGGGGGGUGCUGUUAGAGAAACUGCUGACAAGCCCGGCCGAGGAACGUCAAAGAACACGCUACAUGCAGGAGGUUUCGCUGCGCCAUUGCAACAACAUGGAGCUGGUUGCUACACUGGAGGCGGAAGUCGCUGCCGCCAUCAAAGACAGAGAUGCUGAGACCUCUAAGAAAAAUGAGGUGAUCAGGAAGUUGAAGAGCWKUCUGCACCAGAUGGAGAAGAUCUCUGAGGACUUUGUGUUGCGGACACAGCAGGAUGUCGACAAGCAGAACCAAUCAGACGCUAAGACCUCAGAGGGGAGGCGGGCCCGCAUGCAGCAGGAAGCCAAUCAGCUGAGAGUUCAGCUUAACAACCUGAUUUCUGAGAACCGCGAGGUAGAGACUUCGCUCCGCAAGAAAAAAUAUAAAGUGGAGACAGAAAUAGAGAACUGGAUCCAGAAGUAUGAUGCUGAUAUGGGAGAGAAACAGUUUGAGCUGGAGGACAUGACAAGGGUCUAUGAGGAGGAGAAGGAGGAGCUGAGAGAGCUAGAAGAGGCGUAUGCUGUCCUGGAGCAGGAGUUCAGUCAGAUCCAGGAGGAGCGGCGUUUGGCCGAGGAGAGGAGGGAGGAGGAGCAGAAAGAGCUGGAAAAGAAGAGCUGUGCCGCCAUCAUUAUCCAGGCUUACUGGAGGGGCCACCGUGUCCGCAAGGCCAUGAGGGGGAAGGGCAAGAAGGGUAGCAAGGGCAAGAAGGGCAAAGGCAAGAAGGGCAAAUAACUGUGGAAAACUCAGCCAGACCAGGACAGUCCAUUAUUCCAGCGUGGUUUUUAUAUUUGUGAGAAAGAUGUGGCAGCUCUCCAAAAACACGUCCCAUUUUCCUUUUCUCCUUUUGUACGUUUUCCUUUUAGGUGUCAGAGUUUAUUCCAAUAAAUACUGUGCAACGCAGCUCUUGAUUACUAUUGUAUGAUUACUACUCUGUGUUUGAUGUUAUCUACUUUUAAAUGUUAAUUAAAAGAAAAGGGGAUUUUUUUUAAACAUUGUUUAUAAAUAAUUUUUAUUGAAACAUG
Molecule: messenger RNA, 1681 nt
Organism: Salvelinus sp. IW2-2015
Lineage: Eukaryota; Metazoa; Chordata; Actinopteri; Salmoniformes; Salmonidae
Gene: drc10
Product: IQ motif containing D
Molecular function (GO): protein binding
Source: RefSeq, a predicted model, not a curated record